UUUGUAUUAUUACAUUUUCUACUUGAUGGUAUAUUUUAAUCACGCGUAAUAACAAUGUAUGAUCCUAAAAGUAAUGAAAAAGAUGAAAGCAUCAAAAGCAACAUCGAUGUUUGUGUUAUAAAAUAUCGAAUAUUUGCUUCAUGUCACCCGAUAUAUUCAACUAGCCUCUUUUCUAUACCUCAAGCUUAAUAGCAAAGAAAGUGCAAUUCGCAAUCGAGACGGCACUAUAAUGAAGAGCAUUCGAGAAGUCUUAUCGCCGCUGUUAAUAAUCAGUUAUGUGUUAGGUUUAAGAUUAUGGAUUAUCGAACUUUCUAUAGCUCAUUUAAGAUCGUGGUUCGGUAUUUCGUAUAUGCUGUCCUUUUGGUUAAUUUAUUACAUCAUCUUCGAAACUAAAAUAAUAUCUCAUAUAAAUGAUGAUAUACAUUAUUCUACCGAAUUUCUUAUUAGUUUUUGGAUAGAUAUAUUCAUAACAUUAUUGACAAUUGUGUUUGGAACGUACUAUAAUAAGAAAUGUAGAAAUUGUUUGAAAAAACUCGAUAUUGUUGACGACACACUACUGAAAAUUGGAAUAACGACAGAUUACCACAAGCUACAUAAGAAAUCAAUGUUGCUCAUCUUAGGAUGGUUCAUAACAGUCAUCCUCAUUACCUGGGGAAUGGCACUGUGGAUGAAUAUUGCAUUUAAUUUUAGCAUUUUAACAACUCUAUAUAUUCACUUUAUGAGAAAUUAUUUCACUUAUAUUAACAUAAUCGACGAUUUGAUUAUUGCAAGUCUUCUUGGGUACGUAGGGUUAAAAUUUGAUCAAGUCAACGGAUAUCUCGUCAAUAUAUCGAAAGAUAACAAAUACGACGUUAAACAAACUCAGGAAAAUCCCGUGUUACUUUCGUACCAACAUACAUUUCCAAAAACUCCAAACAAAGAAUGGAUGACAUGGAUUUUAAUGCAUCUUCAUUUGGAGUUACGUAGGAUAUCUUAUGAAAUAAAUUCGAUAUUUGGAAUACAGAUGACUAUCAAAAUGGGAUGCAUUUUUUUUUGGUUAACGCUCGACUUGCGUGAAAUAUUCAGCGUGAUUCUGAUAAACAAUUAUAUCAGAUGUAAUAGAAUACUGUACAUUAUCAUAAUUGCAUUUUGGAUUAUUCAAAAUAUUGCGAAACUCUUCCUUAUUAAUUAUAUGUGCGAGACAGUUAGCGCAAAGGCAAAUGCAACAAGAAAUUUAAUAAACAGAAUGCAGUAUUCCACUUAUAAUGUUGAAAUUCGUGAAAACAUAUCACAGUUUCUGUUGCAAAUGGCACAAAUACCAGUUAAAUUCUAUGGAAUUGGGCUUUUUCAAUUUGGCUACAAAUUUCUUCAAAAGUUCAGUGUACUUAUCACUUCCGUUGUAGUUUUAUUAAUGCAGACGUACGUAAAUAAACUAGCAUUUUAAAAUUAACUCAUAUAC
Molecule: messenger RNA, 1438 nt
Organism: Nylanderia fulva
Lineage: Eukaryota; Metazoa; Arthropoda; Insecta; Hymenoptera; Formicidae
Biological process (GO): sensory perception of taste
Cellular component (GO): membrane
Source: RefSeq, a predicted model, not a curated record